AUGGAGGACGUCACGUUCGACGAGUCGGUUCCCUUUUACCGUCUCUUUCCCUACCGCACUGCCCCGCUCCCCCCCCCGCCGCUCUUCCUCGCUCCAGACCCUCCUCCCUUGACUGCGCCGGUUGAGGUCACUGGUGACUCAGGUCCUACUGAGGGUGGUCCUGCUCGGGGUGCUACUUCUGGGGGUGCUGAGCCUGGGGGUGCGGAGCCUGGGGGUGCUGAGCCUGGUGGUGCUGAGCCUGAGUGUGAGGGGUCUGGGGGUGCUGAGCUUGGCGGUACUGACGCUGGAGGUUCUGGAGCUACUGAGGGUGCUGGCGCUGGAGGUUCGGGAGCUGCUGGAGGGCCUAGUACUGGUGGCACUAGAGCUGGAGGUUCUGGAGCUGCUGAGGGUGCUCGCGCUGGAGGUUCUGGAGCCGCUGGAGGUACUGGUGCUGAGGGUACUGACACCGGAGGUUCUGGAGCCGUUGGGGGUGCGGGCGCUGAGGGUUCUGAGUCUGCUGUUGCGCGGUCUCCUUGGAGUAGCCGCCUUCGUCCACGUGUGCCUCUCACCCCACAGCAGCUGCAGGACUGGUACGGUCGCCGUCAGCGUCGCGCUGCUGGAGCUAGGAGUGGUGCUGGUCCUUUGUCUACUGGAGGUGCUGGAGUCGCUGGUUCUGGAGGUGCUCGUACUGGAGACACUGAGGCUGGAGACCCUGGGACUGGAGGUGCUGGCUCUGGGGGUGCUGCUGCUGGAGACACUGAGGCUGGAGACCCUGGGACUGGAGGUGCUGGUUCUGGGGGUGCUGCUGCUGGAGACACAGAGGUUGGAGACCCUGGGACUGGAGGUGUCGGCUCUGGGACUGGAGCUUCUGGAGCUGCUGGAGGUACUGGAGCUGCUGGAGGUACUGGAGCUGCUGGAGGCACUGGAGCUGCUGGAGCUGCCGGUACUGGUGCAGCUGCGCCGACACGACUGUUCUUCGCUCCGCCGUCUCCGUCGUCUCUGCCGCCGUCUGACUCUGUUCUUCGUCAGGUUCUUACUCUCCCGUCGUCUACUGGUCUUCCGUUACAGCCUGGCUCACCGCUGCCUGCUCCUUCUCCUUACACUGAGCAGACUGGUAGUCCUGCUGAGCGUCGUGAGCCUGCGUCGCGUCCUGUUUCGCCUGUUCGUCCUGGUCGUACCGGUCGUCGUGUUCCUCGUUCGCGUCAGCCGGCUGUCCCCAGCGCACACCUCGUAGUUCGUCGUCCUUCCUCUGCUCCGCAGCCUGUUCCUCUGCCGUCUCCUCCUGCGUCCUCUUUGCCUGAUGUUCCGGACCCUGCGUCUGACCGGUUUCGUGCUGAGCACCCUACUGUCACGCGUCUACUAGCCACUGUUGUCACUGACCCGUCGUUUGAGUCUACUGCUGCGUCUGCUCUUGUCGCUGAGCUUGUUGACUUUGCUGCUGCCUGUCGUCUAGACUUCGCUACCAGUCUUGUUGCUGAGUCUGAGUCUGUCUGUCCUCCGUCCGUCGGGGGUGAGUGUGCUCUUAGCACGGACGUCCUUGAGGACAGGCACGAGGACCUUGAGUGUCUUGCAGCCGCUACGCCUCAUCUCGUUGCCAUGCUGCUUGCCCCUGAGGGAGACCCGGAUGCACCAGACAUCCCGACCCCGCGCUCUUACGCUGAGGCGAUCGCGGGUGAGUACUCCUCUCAGUGGCAGACAGCCAUGGACGCAGAGAUGGCAUCCUGGAAGUCCACUGGCACUUACGUCGACGAGGUUCCCCCUCCUGGGGCGAAUAUCGUCAGUGGCAUGUGGAUUUUCAGGGUGAAGCGGCAGCCGGGUUCUCCGCCUGUCUUCAAGGCUCGUUACGUUGCUCGAGGCUUCAGUCAGCGAGAGGGAGUUGACUUCUUCCAGACCUUCUCCCCCACCCCGAAGAUGACCACUCUUCGGGUGCUGCUGCACGUUGCUGCUCACCGUGACUACGAGCUUCACUCUCUUGACUUCAGCACAGCUUUCUUGCAGGGCAGCCUGCACGAGGAGAUCUGGCUGCGCCGCCCCCCGGGCUUCACUGGGUCGUUCCCUCCUGGUACUUAG
Closterium sp. Yama58-4 is the source of this 2049-nucleotide messenger RNA. NCBI's taxonomy places the organism in Eukaryota, Viridiplantae, Streptophyta, Zygnematophyceae, Desmidiales, Closteriaceae. The record is from the annotation of a GenBank genome assembly.